AUGGAGACCAACGGAAAGGUGAUCACAUGUCGGGCUGCAGUGGCCUGGGAGGCAGGGAAACCUCUGGUCCUAGAGGAGAUCCACGUGUUACCCCCUAAAGCUGGGGAGGUGCGCUUAAAGGUGCUGGCUACAGGCAUCUGCCACACGGACUCUUACACCCUGAGCGGCUCGGACCCCGAGGGGGUGUUCCCUGUGGUCCUGGGACAUGAGGGGGCAGGCACCGUGGAGAGUGUGGGAGAGGGGGUCACCAAGUUUCAGCCAGGUGACACUGUUAUACCUCUGUACGUGCCUCAAUGCGGUGAAUGCAAGUUUUGUAUCAACCCCAAAACCAACUUGUGCCAAAAGAUUAGACUGACUCAGGGCCGAGGCGUCAUGCCCGAUGGUACCUCUCGUUUCUCCUGUAAAGGCAAAAGUCUCUUCCACUUCAUGGGCUGCAGCACAUUCUCUGAGUACACUGUGGUGGCUGACAUCUCUCUGGCCAAAGUGGACCCCAAGGCUCCGCUGGACAGAGUGUGUCUGCUGGGCUGUGGCAUCACCACCGGCUACGGAGCAGCUCUCAACACGGCCAAAGUGGAACACGGGUCUACAUGUGCUGUGUUUGGUCUAGGAGCACUGGGCCUUGCUGCUAUAAUGGGUUGUAAAACAGCAGGUGCUAGCAGGAUCAUUGGAGUAGACAUCAAUUCUGACAAGUUUAAAGUCGCUAAGGAGUUUGGUGCCACUGAUGUAGUGAAUCCCAAAGACCACAGCAAGCCCAUCCAGGAAGUGCUGGUGGAGAUGACCGAUGGAGGCGUGGACUACUCCUUUGAAUGUGUGGGGAAUGUGAGCAUUAUGAGAGCAGCACUCGAAGCCUGUCACAAAGGCUGGGGUACAAGCGUCAUCAUCGGAGUGGCAGCAGCUGGACAAGAGAUCUCCACACGCCCUUUUCAGCUGGUGACUGGGCGAACGUGGAAAGGAACAGCCUUUGGAGGAUUCAAGAGCGUGGACAGCGUUCCCAAACUGGUGGAAGCCUAUAUGCAGAAAAAGCUCAAAGUGGAUGAGUUUGUUAGUGACACGCUGCCCUUCGAGAAGAUUACAGAGGGAUUUGAUCUCAUGCACGCAGGCAAAUGCAUUCGAGUCGUCCUUCGGUUCUGA
Messenger RNA from Knipowitschia caucasica, 1131 nucleotides. Lineage: Eukaryota; Metazoa; Chordata; Actinopteri; Gobiiformes; Gobiidae. The record is from the annotation of a GenBank genome assembly.